This is a messenger RNA of Tuber melanosporum (Perigord truffle), 1529 nucleotides long. RefSeq lists its product as uncharacterized. Gene Ontology annotation, molecular function: protein binding; metallopeptidase activity; translation initiation factor activity. The transcript is spliced from 5 exons. The coding region runs from base 76 to 1176 and encodes 366 amino acids. NCBI's taxonomy places the organism in Eukaryota, Fungi, Ascomycota, Pezizomycetes, Pezizales, Tuberaceae. The record is from RefSeq and is a predicted model, not a curated record. Gene Ontology annotation, cellular component: eukaryotic translation initiation factor 3 complex; eukaryotic 43S preinitiation complex; cytosol.
CAUCUCAAACCGGAUUGAAAACCCCACCAAAAUCUACGAGAAACUAUCCCCCCCACCUCGAAACGCCCUGCAAUUAUGGCCGACAAAUCAAAAAUAGUAUUGCCGGCAUCUGGUCCACUUAAAUCUGUUCAAGUCGACGCUUUAGUGGUUCUCAAGAUCUGCAAACAUGCUUCCUCAGCACACCCUCAGGUUAUAACUGGCCAGCUUCUUGGAAUGGACGUGGAUGGCGAACUGCAGGUUACGAAUUCAUUCCCUUUUCCCUCUACCGACCCGUCGACAUCUUCCAACGAUCCUGAUAGCAACUUGGCGUCUGCAGCUGCUUUGGCUCCACGAUCAAAGGCAAGUGCCUGGUAUCAGACGGAAAUGGUGAGGUGCCUGAGGGAAAUGAACGUGGAUGCAAACUCGGUAGGAUGGUAUCAGAGCGCUAAUUUGGGUAACUUUUUGAACACAAAUUUCAUUGACAACCAAUACUUUUAUCAAAACGCUCUUAACGAAAGAACUGUUGCUUUGGUUCAUGAUACUGCCCGGAGUGCCCAAGGAGCUCUAUCCCUAAGGGCUUUCCGUCUUACGCCGCAAUUCAUGGCUGUUCAGAAGGAAGGGAAAUUUACUAGUGAGAGUCUUGCCAAGCAUAAUCUUACCUACAGAGACAUUCUCAUUGAGCUACCCGUUUCCGUCCACAACUCCCACCUCCUCACCACUUUCCUCCACCAGCUCGAUACCCCGCCCAUCCCCAACCCAUUUAACCCCUUUUCACAACCGAGCUCGACUCCUCUCUUUCCCAACUUUGACAGCCUCGAUCUCUCCAUCGACCCGUUCCUAGAAAAGAACUGUGAUCUUCUUCUCGAUUCUAUCGAGACACACUACACAGAACUCAACAAUAGCCAAUAUUACCAGCGACAGCUCGCCCGUGAGCAAACUAAGAUCGCAGCGUGGCUCACUAAACGGAAACAGGAGAAUAUCCUUCGCGCAGCGGCCAAGCAACCUCUACUCCCGGAGAACGAGUGGACCAGACUUUUCAAGCCACCCGUCGAACCUAGCCGGCUCGAGACUCUCCUUAACUCCAGGCAGAUCGAGCAGUACGCAAAACAAGUUGACGGGUUCACAGCUAGCGUCACGGCUAAGAUGUUUGCUGUGAAUGGGGGAUUAUCAAAAACACAGGAGCAGUUGCAGUUGUAGGCUUAACACUGACUUUCUCUUUCUCUCUCUCUUCUUUCUUCUUUCUUCUUUUUUAGGUUAAUACGUUGUUGUGGACUGUGGUGCAGAAACGCAUGAUACAAUUUGUUCCCCUUUUCCUCUCACCUCUAAUAGCUUAUACUAGGGUACUUAACUAGGUGACCUGUGAGUUUAAGCUAAGAUAUCCCAUGUUGCAAUGGGGCUGGGAAAUGGGAUAGAAAGCGAAAUGUUCAGAUUUGCGAGUGAUAUUUGGUGCUGGUAGAUGGGUUAUGGGAGACUUGGUCUAUGCUGUAGAUAGUUGUUUUUACCUCUUUCGAAAAACUUGGCCAGCCUUAAGAAUUGACAAAAACAAAAAA